AUGGCAAUUGUUGUUUCAGCAUUUGCUGCAUUUGGUGGCUUUUUAUAUGGUUAUGACACUGGUACCAUCUCGGGAAUAAUCGAUAUGCCAUUUUUUCUUGAAAAAUAUGGUUAUCUACAGAACAAUGCAACGGCUACGUAUGUUCUUCGAUCAAGUGACAAAAGUUUAAUUGUUUCGAUUUUGUCUGCUGGUACAUUUGUCGGUGCAUUACUUGGUUAUCCAUCUAGUGAUUAUCUCGGACGUCGAUGGGGCCUAAUCUUGGCAUGUUUAAUCUUUUCAAUUGGUGUUGCAUUUCAAGUAGCAGCAACAGCCACACCCCUAUUUGUCGUCGGUCGUGUUGUUGCAGGUCUGGGUGUUGGAAUUAUUUCUUGUAUUGUUCCAAUGUAUCAAAGUGAAUGUGCACCGAAAUGGAUUCGUGGUGCGAUUGUAUCUGGUUAUCAAUGGUUCAUUACCAUUGGACUGUUGAUAGCUGCGAUAGUCAACAAUGGAACGAAAGAUAUCAUGUCGUACAAUUGUUAUCGAAUUCCACUUGGUAUACAACUUAUUUGGGCAGCGAUUCUUGCCGGUGGAAUGUUUUUAUUGCCUGAAUCUCCUCGAUAUUUAAUCUUAAAAGAACGUGUUGAACAAGCGACAAAAUCACAAGCACGACUUGCAUCGAAAAGCGUCGAUCAUCCCGAUGUGCAGAAUGAUAUUCAGGAAAUAGUUGCCAACACGGAAUUGAUGAAACAAUAUGGCAGUACGAGUUAUCUUGAUUGUUUCAAGAUGGGACCUCAAAAGAAUCUUAUCCGCACCUUAGUUGGAAUUUUUCUGCAAGCUUGGCAACAGCUAACUGGAAUUAACUUCAUUUUCUAUUAUGGAACAUCUUUCUUUCAUUCAUCAGGAAUUUCUCAACCAUUUUUGAUCACGAUUGCCACGAAUGUUGUGAAUGUCGGUAUGACCAUUCCUGGUAUAUUGCUGAUGGACAAACUUGGCCGAAGGAAGAUUUUAAUUAUUGGUGCAGCGGGAAUGUUGGUUUGUGAAUAUCUUAUCGCCAUUAUUGGAACUAUUGUUGGACAAUCAAAUGAAGCAGCUCAGAAAACAUUGAUCGCAUUCGUCUGUAUUUACAUUGCGUUUUUUGCAGCAACUUGGGGUCCAGCCGCUUGGGUAGUGACAGGAGAGAUAUAUCCAAUAUCAAUUCGAGCCAAGUGUAUGUCAUUUUCAAGUGCGUCAAAUUGGCUGUUUAACUUUGCACUUGGUUAUGCAACACCAUACAUGGUUGAUGAAGAUAAAGGGAACAUGGGAUCAAAAGUGUUCUUUGUGUGGGGUUCAACUUGUCUCGGUUGUCUACUUUUUGCAAUCUUCUGUAUUUGGGAAACGAAAGGAUUGUCACUUGAACAAGUAAAUUAUUUGGUGAGAAAUUCUUCACCAAUUCGAUCGGCUAAACUUAACCAGCAACUUCGAUCAGGUGAAGUCAUUGAAAAAGAAACAAAUUUCGUUCAAUUGGGUCAAUUUCCUGAAAUGUCCUCUCACACAGCUGUUGGAAUUUCACCCAAAGUAACUGAUAACAAACAUACAGACGAUAAAAUUAAACGUGUGUCGCUUGAUGCAGUUUCAGAUGGCACAGACAGAAUUUGA
This is a messenger RNA of Adineta ricciae, 1614 nucleotides long. The record is from the annotation of a GenBank genome assembly. Lineage: Eukaryota; Metazoa; Rotifera; Eurotatoria; Adinetida; Adinetidae.